GUGUAUACGUGCAACAGCAGACAACAGUGUGUUGUUGCUGUAGACGCGCAGUAUUGAUGUUUGGGUCACGUGAGGAUCAAAGGCUGGAAGACUAAAACGAUCGAUCCAUUGAUCUCGUCGCUGCGUGCCGUCAUUUGUUUUGAUCAGAUGUUUGGUGCUCGAGUAGGAUGGGCUUUCACACCUGGCGCGGUUUAAAUUAAGCGACUUCGGAGCUAGUAUUGUUGUUUUGGCUUUUUUUUUUUAUUAUAACGCGAUAUAAAAUUAGUAAAACUAAAAACGGGACGACCGCGGACUUUUUUCAUAUUUUUCCCUGAUGUCAGACUGCAGCUCGUCGGGUUCAGAUGAGGAUUUGGACCCUGAGAUAGAGCUGCUGGACGAGCUCGGCGGCAAACUCAGUAAGUGGACAAACUACAUUCAUGGAUGGCAGGACCGCUGGAUUGUGCUGAAGGGCAAUAUUCUGAGUUACUACAGGUCAGCGGAUGAGAAGGAGUACGGCUGUAGAGGGUCCAUCUGUCUCAGCAAGGCUGUCAUCACGCCUCAUGAGUUUGAUGAAUGCCGUUUUGACAUCAGUGUGAACGACAGCAUCUGGUACCUGAGGGCUGAAUAUCCUUUGCACCGGCAGCAGUGGAUCGAUACCAUUGAACUUCACAAGGCUGAGUCAGGCUACGGGUCAGAGAACAGUUUACUUCGCCAUGGCUCUCAACUGUCCCUCACCUCUGCCGCCAGCAUCCUCUCCACCACCUCUGCAUCCUCCUGCAAGAAGGGAUACAGCCUGCGGGAAAAGCUAGCGGAGAUGGAGACUUUCCGGGACAUUCUUUGCAGACAGGUGGACACAUUGCAGAAGUAUUUUGACAACUGUGCAGAUGCUGACAGUAAAGAUGAACUCCGCAGGGACAAAGUAUCUGAGGAUGAGGAAGACUUUCCAACCUUAAGGCCAUAUGGAGAUUAUCUGCUCAACAACAAUAGCAGCAAAGAGAAAUUAUUUCCUGUGGACAGCCUCAAAGGUCCGUUCAUCGAUUUCAAGGGUGAAGCCAUCACGUUUAAAGCUACUACAGCAGGAAUCCUGUCCACACUGUCCCACUGCAUUGACAUUUUGGUCAAAGGAGAGGAGAGCUGGCAAAGACGACUUGAUAAGAACAUUGAAAGGAGAAGACGGGCUGAAGAUUCCUGCAAAGCUGCACUGACAGAGCUGAAGAAGAAGCCUCAUUAUGGAGGACCAGACUAUGAAGAAGGACCAAACAGUCUGAUCAAUGAAGAGGAGUUCUUUGAUGCUGUGGAAGCUGCGUUGGAUAAACAUGACCAGAUCGAAGAGCAAAAAUGUUACUGUCCUGUUUUGCAGUCCCAGGCAGAAAGGAACGGGGCAUCUCGCCGGAUCUCCCUCCCUCCAGACACCUAUUUCUCCAUCAGCACUCAGAAAUACUUGACUAAGCCUCACAGUCAAACUUCCUCCUCCUGCUCCGUUGACCUCGUAAGUGCCUCCGAUGACGUGCACAGGUUCAGUGCUCAGGUUGAGGAGAUGGUCAAGAGCCACAUGAAUUACUCUUUGCAGGAUGUGGGUGGAGAUGCUAACUGGCAGCUGGUUGUUGAAGAAGGGGAAAUGAAGGUGUACAGGAGAGAAGUGGAGGAGAACGGCAUCGUUCUGGAUCCUCUCAAAGCUACUCAUGCUGUCAGAGGGGUCACAGGUCACGAGGUCUGCCACUACUUUUGGGACACAGCUUUUCGGAACGACUGGGAAACAACUGUUGAAAGCUUUCAAGUGGUUGAGACACUCUCAGAUAAAGCGGUCCUCAUUCAUCAGACACAUAAGAGGGUGUGGCCUGCUUCCCAGAGAGAUGUGCUUUAUGUAUCGGUUAUGCAAAAAAUUCUCUCCACUAAUGAGAAUGAUCCAGACACCUGGCUGGUGUGCAACUUCUCAGUGGAUCAUGACGGCUAUCCACCUUCUGCCAGAUGCAUUCGUGCCAAAAUUAAUGUAGCCAUGAUCUGUCAAACACUAAUCAGCCCACCAGAGGGAGACGAAAAGCUCACCAGAGACAACUUCCUCUGUAAAAUCACAUAUGUAGCCAAUGUAAAUCCUGGUGGUUGGGUCCCUGCAUCAGUCCUGCGAGCUGUAGCCAAGAGAGAAUACCCCAAAUUCCUGAAACGCUUCACUUCGUAUGUUCAAGAGAAGACCAGUGAUGAGGUUAUUCUCUUCUGAACAACACCAGCUUGUUUAAUCUACAUUCCCAGUUUGCUUUGUCUCAAAUGAAGAAAUGCUUUAUUCACAUUGCUCUACCAUCAGAGAGCGCUGCUCUGCCCAAGUGCUCUUGACACUCUUCAGAAACCUUUUCAACUUGUAUCCAUACAGACCAAACAACAGUGAAACACCAAAAAUGGUACGAAGUCUGUAAAAGCACCCUUGAAGAGUGCAAACACACUAGAAUAACCAGCACAGCCUGUUCAUCUUCAGAAGGCCUUACUUGUGUUUCCGCAAAUGAGCUGCAGCUCUGGUUUUAUUAAAGUAAUUUACAUUUUUGUAAAUAUUUGACCAGAGUUUGAGGUCUGACUGUGGUCUUGAUGAGAGAUACAGUAUAGAUGCAUCUUCUCAGCUGUACGUGAGCUUUCUCACUUGCCAUUUGUUUUAGGAAGACCCUUUUCUAGCCCUGAUGAUCAAGAUGUCAUCAGGAACUUCAGUCUUAAGAUCUUUUGUACAGUUUGUAUCUAAAAUGUUUAAGAUUAUUUACAUAUGAAGGCAUUUUGAUUAUUGUGAUAUAUAGUGUUGCUUUAGGCAAAGUGAAUAUUUAUUGGGAAGUGCUUGUAUAAGACAAUAUUCAAAGCAGAGAGGGUAUUUAGGUAGAUGUGAAAAGUUGGCAAUGACUAUUAUUGAACCGCAAUUGCCUCUGUCUUGUUUUUCUUUUCUUGUCAUUUUUUUUUUCUUGUUUUAAAUUUGUUUCAAUUUAUUUGUGACUUCUUAAAGUAUUGGUUCAUCAUUACCUGUUGGGAUUCCAUCUAUA
Messenger RNA from Carassius carassius (crucian carp), 2990 nucleotides. RefSeq names its product ceramide transfer protein-like. Lineage: Eukaryota; Metazoa; Chordata; Actinopteri; Cypriniformes; Cyprinidae. The transcript is spliced from 18 exons. The record is from RefSeq and is a predicted model, not a curated record. Gene Ontology annotation, biological process: ER to Golgi ceramide transport. Gene Ontology annotation, cellular component: Golgi apparatus. Bases 314 to 2194 code for a protein of 626 amino acids. Gene Ontology annotation, molecular function: phosphatidylinositol-4-phosphate binding.